This is a messenger RNA of Danio aesculapii, 2375 nucleotides long. It is a transcript of the gene eef1a1a, whose product is annotated as eukaryotic translation elongation factor 1 alpha 1a. NCBI's taxonomy places the organism in Eukaryota, Metazoa, Chordata, Actinopteri, Cypriniformes, Danionidae. Gene Ontology annotation, molecular function: translation elongation factor activity; GTPase activity; GTP binding. Gene Ontology annotation, biological process: translational elongation; translation. The record is from RefSeq and is a predicted model, not a curated record. The transcript has 8 exons. Bases 297 to 1685 code for a protein of 462 amino acids.
CAAAUCUCUGCAGUAUUUGUGCACCUGACACGUUUAAAGCCGUGUCCUCAGAACAAAUUAACAUUAACCUUUCUGCUUUCACCCUACGCAAAAUGAGAAAUAAUUUAGCCGUUUCUUAAUUAUCGUCGUCUGACCUCAAGCAUCCUCAGACUGGUGUAGGCAGUGCCGUCUGCGCAUGUUCAGUCUGUAUUAUAACAAGAUCAGACGCGCCGCUCAGUCUCUUCAGCACCGCUUCAGUAUCCGAGAACACGCACAGCUUUGCAGUCACAUUGGCACUUUAAAUAAAGCAAUCAGCCAUGGGAAAGGAGAAGCUCCACAUCAAUAUUGUGGUUAUAGGCCAUGUGGACUCUGGAAAGUCCACUACGACUGGCCACCUCAUCUACAAAUGCGGUGGGAUCGACAAGAGGACCAUUGAGAAGUUUGAGAAAGAGGCUGCAGAGAUGGGAAAGGGUUCCUUUAAGUACGCCUGGGUGCUGGACAAGCUCAAAGCAGAAAGAGAGAGAGGAAUCACUAUUGACAUCUCCUUGUGGAAGUUUGAGACCAGCAAAUACUACGUCACCAUCAUUGAUGCUCCAGGACACAGAGACUUCAUCAAAAACAUGAUCACCGGAACCUCACAGGCGGAUUGUGCUGUGCUGAUCGUGGCGGCUGGUGUUGGUGAGUUUGAGGCUGGCAUCUCGAAGAACGGCCAGACCAGAGAACACGCUCUUCUGGCUUACACACUGGGUGUAAAGCAGCUCAUUGUGGGUGUCAACAAGAUGGAUUCCACUGAACCCAGUUACAGCCAGAAGCGUUAUGAGGAAAUUGUGAAGGAAGUCAGCACCUACAUCAAGAAGAUUGGCUAUAAUCCUGACACUGUGGCAUUUGUGCCCAUCUCUGGGUGGAAUGGAGACAACAUGCUUGAGGCCAGUCCCAAUAUGAGUUGGUUCAAAGGUUGGAAGAUUACCCGCAAGGAAGGAAAUGCAGCCGGGACCACCCUAUUGGAAGCUUUGGAUGCCAUUCAGCCUCCAACACGUCCAACUGACAAACCUCUGCGCCUGCCUCUUCAGGACGUUUACAAGAUUGGAGGUAUCGGAACCGUCCCUGUGGGCCGUGUGGAGACCGGUAUUUUGAAGCCAGGUAUGGUGGUCACCUUUGCACCAGUUAACGUGACAACUGAAGUCAAGUCUGUGGAAAUGCAUCACGAGGCUCUUUCUGAGGCGCUGCCCGGGGACAAUGUUGGCUUCAAUGUUAAGAAUGUGUCUGUCAAGGACAUCCGUCGUGGCAACGUUGCUGGAGACAGCAAAAAUGACCCGCCGCAAGAGGCUGCCAAUUUCACUGCUCAAGUGAUCAUCUUGAACCACCCAGGGCAGAUCAGUGCUGGUUAUGCCCCUGUGCUGGAUUGCCACACUGCCCAUAUUGCCUGCAAGUUUGCGGAGCUGAAAGAAAAGAUCGAUCGUCGUUCUGGAAAGAAGCUUGAAGACAACCCCAAGAGCUUGAAGUCUGGAGACGCAGCCAUUGUGGAAAUGAUCCCUGGAAAGCCCAUGUGUGUGGAAAGUUUCUCCGAGUAUCCUCCUUUGGGUCGUUUUGCGGUGCGUGACAUGCGUCAGACGGUUGCGGUGGGAGUGAUAAAAGGAGUGGAGAAGAAGACCGCGACAAGCGGAAAGGUCACCAAAUCUGCCCAGAAAGCCCAGAAGGCCAAAUGAAUGUUGUGUUUGACUGCCAACUCCAGAGACACAUAUGGAAAAGCAGAGGUCAUUCAGCUCUUCUAUCCUAUUGGCUGUUUAGGUUCCAUAGUCAGAGACUGCUUAAUAGUUCCAAUGCAUCGCAAAAGUAUCAGAAGGAAAAAAAACCAAUAGCAAAAGCAGUCCUUUAGAUAACUCGACUUUGUAUGUUAACUCGUAAGUCUUCAACCCAUGCAUUGUUUAAUAGCGUUUUAAUAGUUGUGCUCUUCUCUUCGAUGAUGGCUGUCCAAACCAUAUGUGAUUUUUAAAAUCUUGAGAGGUCUGACCUCUCCUUCUCUGGAGUGCAGUUUUAGCCUGGUUCUCACAAUGUUGUCUUCGCUUGUUUUAGUGCUUGUUUGCAGAAAACCAUGUGUUCAGUAUCCACUGGUGGUGAGCUACUUAAACGACACUAUUUAGUAGACUUUGAGAACCUGUAUGUGUAGCUUUGCAGAACAAAGAAAAUAUUGAAAAAAUAAAUAAAACUAAGCUCUUUAUCGGCCCAGUUCUGGGUUCAUGCAAUCAUCAGUGCACUGACAGCUUUAUGUUUAGCACUUUGACUGGCGUAGGCUAACCCUGCACAAGCACUUGUUGACUUUAAUUGGCAUUAGCUACUGCACCUUACUCUUAAAAAAUAAAAGCUUUCAUGUCAUAUUAAAGAUGUCUCAACCAUAA